Messenger RNA from Girardinichthys multiradiatus, 3045 nucleotides. It is a transcript of the gene mfsd1l, whose product is annotated as major facilitator superfamily domain containing 1-like. Gene Ontology annotation, molecular function: transmembrane transporter activity. The transcript has 13 exons. The coding region runs from base 144 to 1598 and encodes 484 amino acids. Lineage: Eukaryota; Metazoa; Chordata; Actinopteri; Cyprinodontiformes; Goodeidae. Gene Ontology annotation, biological process: transmembrane transport. The record is from RefSeq and is a predicted model, not a curated record.
UGGCCAUGCUAGCAGUCACAUCCACAUGGUGUUUAGAUCUGUGGUGUCCGGACGUCUCCUAGUCUCCUGGCUCAGCAGCAAACGGUUCAUGUUAACAGCAGCGAAGGAUGUGAAGCUUUAUUCGGUUUUAUAGCAAACACAGCAUGGCUCAGCCGGCGGAGAAAGCAUAUUACCGCUUCCUGGUGCUCUUCUUCAACUGCCUGCUGACAUUUGGCUCCUACUUCUGCUUUGACAUCCCCAGCGUUCUACAGGAUCAGUUUCAAGGGAACCUCACAUGUCCCAAUGCAACAGUGAUCAAUGGCACUGUGGACUGCGUGGAGGGGCUGGGGAUGAGUCCUCAGCAGUACAACCUUCUCUAUGCCAUAUAUGCUUGGACAAAUGCAGUGGUGGUGAUCCUGGCUGGAUUCCUGAUUGACAAAUUAGGAAAUCGAUUCGGGGUGUUUCUCUUCUCUUUUCUGUGUGUUUUGGGCUCGUCGCUGUUUGCCCUGGGUUCCCACUUCAGAGGAACUUCCUACCUGCUUCCACUCAUGCUCACAGGACGUUUAUUGUUUGGUUCAGGCAAUGGAUCUUUGACCAUUGUACAGAACCGCAUCACAGCCUUCUGGUUCAAAGGGAAGGAGCUGGCUCUGGCUUUCGGUGUGACCCUGGCCUUUUCUCGCCUGGGUUCAGUCCUCAACUUCUUCCUCACCGAGAAGUUUGAAGACAAAUAUGGCAUGCAGUGGACACUCUGGGGUGGAGCACUGCUGUGUGUCCUUGGCUGUGUUUCUGCGAUCAUAGUGAGCGCUCUGGACAAGAUCGGAAUGAGACAGCUGGGCCUCGAUGGAGCCAUCCAGGAAGAGUCCCGCAAAGUGAGGGUUCAGGAUGUGAAGCUGUUGUCUCUGAGAUACUGGCUGCUGGUCCUCACCAUCAUGUUCUUCUACAACGGCAUUUUCCCGUUCAUUGCAGACGCCAGCAAGUUCAUUCAGGAUAAAUACAGCGACUACAGCCAGAAGGAGGCUGCCUAUGUCGCGGGGGCGGUGUACGACAGCUCGCUGGUUCUCUCAGCCAUUGUGGGCAUCCUCAUAGAUUAUGUGGGACUUCGGGGUGUUUUUGCUGUGGCCUGUGCCGUCUUUACGCUGCCCGUCUUUGGACUCCUGGCCUUCACCUUCGUCCCUCCGCUGGUCUCCACCAUAUGGCUGGGAGUCACUUACUCCUUUGCAGCUUCCAGCAUGUGGCCUUCCAUUCCCCUCGUGGUUCCUCAGGCCACACUGGGAACAGCCAUGGGCCUGGCCACCUCCAUACAGAUGGUUGGGAUCGGGGUGUCCAAUCUGAUUGUUGGACAGAUUUUGGGCAGCAAAUCAAAUGAAACUAAGAUCCCAUUAUGGCGCUGGCAGAGGAUGAUGAUCUUUAUGUUGGGCAACACCAUCUGCUGCAUCGUGACCUCCGUGUUGCUCAACGUCGUUGACCACAGACAGGGUGGGACUCUGAACAAGACCACCAAGAGGUCGGGGCAGGCAGAGGGAGACUCGGAGCGAGAGCCGCUCAACCAGAGACAGGAAGAGGAAGAGCAAAAUGAGGCUAAUGGCUCUAAUGUCACAUCACGUUCUGUCAAUUCAUGAGUUUAUUUUAAAACAGCAAACUGCAGGUUUGUCUGUGCCAUUUCAUCAAAGAACAGAUGUUUUAGAAAUGUUGAUGCUGUGGAAAAAAACAUUGUGGGAAUUUUUAACGUUUUAAAAAACUGGAGUAAAAUCCUCAUUUAAAGACAAAGGUGCCUUUUUAUCAGAACAAUAUUAUGUUUUAGUGAAUUUCGUUGGAUUUAAAGGGAUGCAGUGACAGGAAAACCCGAUCAUUUUCAAAAGGACAUUUUCAUUUGGGUUAAACGACUCAAAUGUCAUAUUUACCACCAAGUUUAAACGUUUAACCCAAACACUUUCUCCAGAACCAGAUUUUUACAUUCAUUUCUUAUUCUUCUUAAGGAGGCCAUCAUGGUUCCCAGGCUCAAUUCUCUGCAAUGCACAAAUCAGCCACUAGAUGUCACUUUGUGUUAAAAAUUAAAAUUAAAUCGUGUAAAGUUUGUAUUUUGCCACAUAUUGCUAAAGUGAAACUUGUUUUUUUUUUUUUAAGAAACAGUGAACAUUUUAUAAAAAUCAGUGUGUAUUACUGUUUCGUUCGUCAACAUUAAUUUAUAAUUCGAUGCAUUUUGAAUUUUACUCUACACACUAUAAAUUAUUAUUCAUGCUAAUCUUUAUCAGAUAGGAUUGGUAGCAUCUGGGAGCUGUCAUGUUUUCUUUAGCCUACAAAAUAAUAUAAAUAAUAAUGCAGGAGGCAUGAAAACAGGUCAUUGUGAGUAUGAACGCUGAAGGAGAAAAAUUGGUGGUUUUUUUCACCUGUUCUUUACUGAAAUCUUUCUCCUGUUGCUGAGACGUUUUGGCCCCAUUGGUGACUGGAUCUUUGUUUGUUUGUGACUGUUUAGUCCGGAUCCUUUAGCCGUUUGUGGUUCUAAAUGUUUCAUGUCAGACGUUCUUAUGCUACUGAACUCGUGCACACGUUUGAAGCUUAUCAUAUUGAAUUGGUGCUCCCUCUGGCACGUGUCUCGCCACGUUUUUUUUCUCCACAGAGUUCUGCAGCGACAUCUUCAGCUUUUAGGGCCUGUUUUGAUCACCUAAUAGAAAUGCAGUUUUCUUUAACUGCACUCAUCCUGAAAGUGAAGUGAGUCUGAUUUCUGUUGGUUUCUGUUUUUCUUUAUUAAUCUCAGUAAAACCAAGCAUGUAGUUAUUAAUGUUUCCAUACAGUAUUAACACUCUUUUUUUUUUGCAUAUUAUACUAAAUGUAUUAGUUCUCUAUGUUGUCCUUAUGUGAGUUUAAAGGGAAUCGGUAUAUAUUCUGCUGAAUGAAUUGAUUAAACUGUACUUAUUUCAUAAUUGUUGCCUUUUAUGGGGACUUUAACACUACGCGUCCAUGUUGUAAUACCAGAACUAAAGACUGCAUAACUCCAUAAAUGAUUAUGUAGUAAUUUGUUGUUCUUUAGAGUUUUUCCUAGAAUAAAACUGUCACUUAUGUUUUAAA